AUGCUUUACAAGGAAUUCGUUUCAUGUGUGGAUACAGACCUAUGCCUUGAUGCUCAUCCAUUUUACUCAAAUAUUUCAGCUAUUACCACAGAAGAAUCAUCAAGUACGAACAUACUGCCUAUUAUAAUUGGUGUUAUUGUGGCAUUGCUCAUUCUCGCACUCAUCGCCCUGAUAAUCUACUGCUGCUGCAGACGCAGGUGCAAGAAGAAAAAGACUGACGAAGAACAAGCGCUGUCAGACUCCGAGAGUGAAGAUGAAGACCAGAAGAAACAAGAUAGCCGAAGAUCUUCUAAGUCUAGUCAAGACCAAGAUGAAGAAAACAAAUCCAUCGACUCUGGCAUAAGUGAACCACCUGUUACUGGAAGGACUGAUUAUAACAAUGAGUUUGAUGGUGAUACAAAGGACGAGGAAAGAGAAUUGGUAAUAAAUGCUGAGGGUGAUAAGGAAGUUGAAGAUAAAAAUUCGAGACCAUGUUCAGGACAGCGAUCUAGAAUGUCGGAUUUGCCUCCCAGCACGAUACCCCCGGAGGAAGACCAACCUCUCUCACAGAGAGAUGAAGAGGACCACAUAAAUGAAGAUGAUGUAGAAGAUAGAGCGAGUGAAAAGACUGGGGAUCCUGAACAAACGGAAGAUAUUGAAGAUGAAAUAGACCAAAACAAAACUAAUGAGGAAGUUGUAGAAGAGGAUGAUGACGCAGAGCCAGAAGAAGAUGAUGAUGAUAAGCAGGAGGAAGAGGAUGAAGAUGAAGUAGACGGAAAAGAAGAAGCAGGAAAAGAAAGCGAUAAAGAGGAUGUUGAGCAUGAUGAUAAUGAUGAAGAAAAUGAAAAGGAUGUGGAAGAAGAAGAUGGAAUAAUUGUACCUCUUAAAGAUCAGGACAAUCAAGAAGAUAAUGCUGAUUCUGAACAGAAACAAGCUGAAAGCGACAAAGAAGAUCAUAUUGAGUCUGAAACAGAUCAAAAGGGGGACACAGAUCGAGAAAACUCGGAUGAAGAUGACGCCAAAUCUGAGGAUCAUGAACAAACGAAAGAAAUGGAAAACGCGGCAAGUCAAAAGGAAUCGGGUGCCGAAUCUGAAACAAGGAAAGUUAAACAGACAGCUACCUCUGACGACGAUGAAGCUGAAAUUCAACGCCGAUUAAUUGGUGGAAAGAAAGGGAAGGACUACAUUACUAAAGGAGGUCUCACAACAGUGCUAGUUUCUAGAGAAGAAGAGGAACGGAAACGACAAAAAAUAAACAGCAAGAGCAAGAAGCAAAAAAUGAGGAAACUUGCAAAGAAAAAGACAAGAAAGUUUGGUGUCAAGGGUACCAAAGGAGGUGGAAAUCAGAUAGGUUCUGAUGACGACUUUGGAUCGUCAGAUGACGAAAAGCGAAGAAGAGGUCUCAGGGAAGCUCCAUUCUUGAAACAAUACGAGGACAAGAAACAUAUAGAACAUAUAUUAGAAGAGCAACAUUACUGGAGCGAUCCUGAAGCUGAUAAAGAUGCUUUCAGAAUUGAUGACGAAAUGAGCAGUGUAUUCAACAGUGACUUUUCAUCUGAUAGCGAGGAAGAAAUUAUCGGAGCUGACGGUAUUCCAGUACGUGUUAAGAAAUCGAAACACGACAAAAGAAGGAAAAGGGGUGACGAUGACGACAUAAGCAAUGCUGAUUCUGAGUAUUUGAGACUUAAAAUGCUAAAACGUGCUGGAUCUGUCGACAGCAUGAUAUCUGUAGAGGACCCUGAAACAAAAGAUGACAGAAAAUCAAAACGAAAACUCAAUGAACAUGUUAUUAAGACGGAUAAUGAUGAUGAUAUAACUGAAGGCAAAGGAAAAUCAAAGACUAGAGAUAAUGAUGGUAAUAAGCAUGAUAAUAAAGAUGAUAAAGAUGAACAAGAACGCACUGGCGAUAAAUAUAUGAAAUCUGACACUAUUGCAAAUACUAAAUUAUCUUCGAAAAGAACCAAAACUAUUCUUGUCAAGGAACAUUCUGAUAUGACUGAUGAUUCAUUAAACGAGAAAGAUAGAAACCAUAAAAAUAAGAAUAAAAUGGCAUCAAACGGUAAAGAAAAUGAAGGUGAUUUAAGUGAUUUCUGUGAUACUGAUAUAGAUAAGCUAAGUGACAAAGACAGUGGUAUGGACGACGAGGAAGGUGAUAUAGAUGUUCUCUUGACAAAUGAUCAGCAGCAAAUGAUUGUCAACAUGCUAUUCGAUGAAGAUAUGAACUUGAGGCCACAGUUUUAUAGGGAUGAUCAUGGGAGAAUUGUAAGACGCCUAGAUAACACUGUUGUUUAUGAUCCUCAUACUGGAAGAUUUACCUAUAGAAAAAGAUUAGGACAAAUAUUCAAAGUUCCACGGCUUAAAAGGAAUGACAAAGGGCGACCACUUGGGGGCUAUAUUGAUGAUGAAUUUGGACCAAAAGCUGAUCAGAAAAACACUCGAAGAGUCACUAGUAGUGCUAGAAGAUCUCAAAGCGGCAAAAGUGGGAGAUUCUCAGUUAACACAAGGUCACCUUCAGCGGACUUAAAACGAAUAAGAACCGACGGACGAAAUGUCGGGUUUUCUGUACCUGACGAAGACAUUGACACGAUUCCAGACGACGAUCUUGAAUACAACAAAAGGGGACGUAGAGAUAUUGGAUCGGCAUUACGGCGACAACUGAAUAAGAGGUUGUUUAGAAAGAAAAGAAAACACGGGCCUAGAGGCUCACCUGGGGCCUUACCGGAAGUUAAAGUCAGGAAAGCUUGGGGAGAUGAGGACCAUCUCGCUAAUGGAAAACUUGUCAUGACCGGUUCAGGCGGUGUGAGCCAUUUGAACUAUCGAGGUAGUGGCAGAUUUGGUCAGGGAAGUCCAUGGGCACAACGCAAAACGCCGGCCGCUGGAGACGCUGAACAAUGGCAAAUGUAUAGAGAUGGCCUUCAGAGUGACAGAAGAAUUUUAGAAAAUCUUCAAGAUAAAUUAAAUACAGGAGAUGGACCUUUUGCACCAAGAGAAGCAUUUGUUGAAUCCAGUACGGAAGUAAAUGGUGAUCAAGAACAUCAUGGCCAUGAACAUAAUGACGAUUACGACAGAGGACAUUCGUUCUUAAAUGAAGACGGGAAACUUGUAAUACGUGAACGUGGUUGUCCUGAAUUGAAGCAACAAAAAGUACCCUUCUUUACUAUCGUUCGACGACCGGGUGAUUUGGAAUCAAAUGAGCACUUAAAUGGUACAGUGACUGAAACAAGAGAUGUGAAAUCGGCACCUUUACAAGUACAAGAUUAUAACGGUGAACAGAACGAGCAUAGUUCGAAUGAGGGAAGCAGGUACACGUCUGAUAAUAACCUAGGCAACAGAAGCAAUGAUGGACGAUAUAGUCAGAUGACCAGUAUUGAUGAUAAUAGGUUGAGAAGAUUAUUGGAGGAACUGUACAAGGACAAGAAAUAUUUUGAUAGUUAUGUUGAAUCAAAAGAUCCACAAUCGCAGGAGUUUUUACACUCUCAAGGUCUUGCUGAGCACGGACGUGGAUAUCUCCUGAAACGCGCCGAUUACUGGGAAAGGCGCGGGCCUCUCCCUCCUCGUCCACCAAUGACAGCCAUCGGUUUGAAGAUGCAACGCCAGCAAACACUUGCGGCUUCGAGGCAAGCAUCUGAGAUGGGCUAUUCUACCAUGACAGGCACACCUGACAUUUCGAACUCAUGUAUGCCUGGUGUUGUCGAGAGCCCUAGAGAAAAUAGAACGAUUUCUGAAAGAAAUGAAUCCAGAAACACCCAAGAUGAAUCAUUUGCAUGAAGUGACUUUAUUGUAAAAUUAUUGAGUAGUUUAUUAUUGUAGAGUAUCAUGUGUUAUGUAACAAGGCAUGCAGAUAAGGUCAAGUACGAGGUGCAGAUCUUGCAAAUUGUUGAUUUAUGUAUUCGUUCGACAUAUGAUCAAAGUAAAAUGCAAUAACACAGUCUUGCUCGUAACAGAACUCUGAUGAUGUUACAGUUUGGUAUAAAAGACAAUUUGUUUAAUGGUGUUAACAUUUCAUGUUCAAUGUCUGACACAUUGCUGACUUACGUUUGAACUUUGUGCUCUUUUUACAAUAUCUGUGAUAUUUUUUAUUUGCAAAUAUGUGAAAUUACCUAUUAGUAUUUUAUUUAAUUACGUAUUAUCUUCUUGCUUAUUCUUUUGUUAUUCAAUAUUUAUAUUACUGAUUUUUUAAGUUGUUCAGCUUUGAAAAAUAAAACCAUGAUCACUUCUGCUGAGUAUUUCAUUAUU
This is a messenger RNA of Ruditapes philippinarum (Manila clam), 4215 nucleotides long. RefSeq lists its product as uncharacterized. The transcript has 21 exons. The coding region runs from base 1 to 3747 and encodes 1248 amino acids. The record is from RefSeq and is a predicted model, not a curated record. NCBI's taxonomy places the organism in Eukaryota, Metazoa, Mollusca, Bivalvia, Venerida, Veneridae.